This is a messenger RNA of Peromyscus eremicus (cactus mouse), 1072 nucleotides long. It is a transcript of the gene Rnd2, whose product is annotated as Rho family GTPase 2. Gene Ontology annotation, biological process: small GTPase-mediated signal transduction. NCBI's taxonomy places the organism in Eukaryota, Metazoa, Chordata, Mammalia, Rodentia, Cricetidae. The transcript is spliced from 5 exons. The coding region runs from base 43 to 726 and encodes 227 amino acids. Gene Ontology annotation, molecular function: GTP binding; GTPase activity. The record is from RefSeq and is a predicted model, not a curated record.
CGGGAGAGGGGCGGCGUGGGGGGCCGGCGCGUAGCCGGGACUAUGGAGGGGCAGAGCGGCCGCUGCAAGAUCGUAGUGGUCGGGGACGCGGAGUGCGGCAAGACAGCGCUGCUGCAGGUGUUCGCCAAGGACGCCUACCCCGGGAGUUAUGUCCCCACCGUGUUUGAGAACUAUACUGCUAGCUUCGAGAUCGACAAGCGCCGCAUUGAGCUCAACAUGUGGGAUACUUCAGGUUCUUCUUACUAUGACAAUGUCCGGCCACUGGCCUACCCGGACUCUGAUGCUGUGCUUAUCUGCUUUGACAUUAGCCGGCCAGAAACCCUGGACAGUGUCCUCAAGAAGUGGCAAGGAGAGACUCAGGAAUUUUGCCCCAAUGCCAAGGUGGUGCUGGUUGGCUGUAAACUGGACAUGAGGACUGACCUGGCCACACUGAGGGAGCUAUCCAAGCAGAGACUUAUCCCUGUUACACAUGAGCAGGGCACUGUGCUGGCCAAGCAGGUGGGGGCUGUGUCCUACGUGGAGUGUUCCUCCCGAUCUUCUGAGCGCAGCGUCAGGGAUGUCUUCCAUGUGGCCACAGUGGCUUCUCUUGGCCGUGGCCACAGGCAGCUGCGCCGUACUGACUCUCGCCGGGGACUACAGAGAUCCACUCAGCUGUCAGGAAGGCCAGACCGGGGCAGUGAGGGCGAGAUACAUAAGGAUCGAGCCAAGAGCUGCAACCUUAUGUGAGGGGCUGCAGUGGGCCAGAGAAAGAAGAGGGUGAGAGAGAUACAAUUGUUCCCCUGCCUGCUCCUGGACUUUUUGACCUCCUGACCCUGGCUGGAAGGGCAGGGCAGGCAGAGGAGCAAUUCUGGUCGGAGGAGCUGGAGGACAGAAGGGUGUCACCAUUCUCCACACCCUCAUCCCCCUUUCUGCCAGCAGCUGAGAGGGCUAACAGGGUAGGCGGCUGGGGCAUGAACUUGAUGGGGCAGGUGGGUGUGCGGGAAGCCAGCGUCGAGCAAUGACGUUGGAUGAGUCUUCUAUAUAAAGUGUAUCUUCCCUCCUUACCCUAGUUCCCACAUCCUGUCUGCCUUCC